GGCUAACAGCAGCGGACAAUCUGCUCUCUCGACAGCCCCGAGCAAAUACUACUAGCAUACAAGCAUACAUCGACCAAUUACUACAGUUGAACUCUGAAAUUGAACAACACGAGGAAUUGUUCAAAUCUAUUAGCAGGACGUUCCAAAAUGCAAUUGCUGAACUCCCACGUGAUGAAGUGGAAUCAAAUAUGGCUAAACUUAAGCAGCAGAAAGAAGCGUUAGUUAGAGUUCGAGCUACAGUGCCAGUGAAAUUGCAUCAAUAUAGACAAUUGCUGGUGCAGCACGAAUCCCUUGAAACAGGACAAAAAGAAAUUGGCCAAUGGUUGGACAAAGCUGAAGAAGCAUUACGUACAACUACAGAAACCAGACGUGAAGUAAUAGAAGAGACGUAUGAGAUUCACCGUACUUUCUUCUCAAGAACCACAUACUAUCGCUCGAUGUUGGAGAGCAAAAACAAAGUCUUCCAAAAUAUCGUUAAAGCAGCUGACACUGACAAGAGUGCCGAUGUUUCAGAUCAACUUACGCUCAUGCGGGACCUCAAUGAAAGGUUCGCGCACGUAUCAUCCGAGGCUACACGGCGCGAGGCUGAUCUUCAACGUCUUGUCCGCGCUUGGGAAGAUUUUGAGAACAAAAAGCGGGUGGUGGAAGACUGGGCGUCAAGAGCUGAAGCUUUACUCGCAGACAACAGAGUGGAUACCAAGCAAGCUUUACAUUUACAUGAACGUUUCUUCCACGGGGCUGAUGAAAGAGCCGUAUCGGAACUGGUUCGAUCUGGUCGCGAGCUCGUUGAGCUGGUAAAAGAACAAGACAGACCAGGGAUAGUAAGAACUGUAGAAGAGUUACAGAAGAGAUGGAAGGACCUUCUAGAACGAGCGCCGCCUCACCUUAUGAGGCUAGAAUUCAAACUAGACGAGACCGUCUUCCACCACUGCAUCAAGGAUAUUGAAAAGGAAAUCGUUUAUGAAGAACAAGCAUUCAACCAAAGCGAUGAUGCAGAUGGCAUAUUGAUCAGAAAUGAGGAGUACUUCCGUAACCAAGGCAAAGUGAUGCAGGUGGAACACUGUCUGCAGAAUUUGAAGAAGAUAUCAACCAGCUAUACUCAGCAGACUGGGGAUACCAGCUUGGAGGAGGAAUUACGGAGGUGUGAACAACAGUGGGAAUCCACAGUGCACCGUGUAGAAAACUUCAGACAGCAAUUGCAGCAGAUCCCUGCCAAGUGGGAUGCCUACAGAGAUAAGUUCCGUGAAAUGGAGCGAUGGAUGGAUCAUGUGGACAAGACCAUGGAUAGUAUCGUCAGGGAAGUCGAUUCUGCUGAGGCGUUUGAGAGAGAAAAGACUAUAUUCCAGAACAUCUGUCGUGAAGCCGAUCGCAAGAGAGAAGACAUGAAGUGGCUUGUUCAAACUCUGGACAUGCUAUCCAAUCACUGCUCUGACACAGAAGCCCAGGAGGAACAAGUUAAACUAGAAAAUCUCAUUUCCAGAUACAAGAAUCUUAUACCAACCAUUGAAAUCACCAUGAUUAAGACUGAAACAUAUACCAGAUGCUAUACUUACCGUAGAGAAGUCCAUGAAGUUAUCUGUAUAUUAGAACAUGCUAAGAAACAAGCUAUGGUUGAACCUGAACCACAAUCUUUGCAACAAGUUGAGCAAUUAGUUCUUGAACAACAGACUGCUGUGCAAAAGCUUGAUAGACAGCGACCAUCUGUAAUGUCGAUGUUGCAACGUGGCAAGGAACUUAUUAAAGACGCAAAUGCACCAGCGUUUGUAAGGGAAGACGUAAGAAACCUUGAAUCUGGCUGGAAUGUAGCUUACGAAUCUAAUACCGACCUUCUUCACAGACUACGUGAUACACAAAAAGUAUGGUCUAAUUACGAAUAUCAAAAAGAAGAACUGUUAUCGGAUAUUGACAAGAUCGAAAACUAUGUUGCUCACCCUGGUUUGGAAUUGGGUGUGACUAGCAUCGGCCGUGAACUUCAAGAAACUCAAGCUAUUCAUGCAGAAAUAGACAAGGCUAAGACGGAAAGAUUACCGCAAUUGCAACAAGCUUAUGCUGAAUUGCAAUCUCUAACAUCUCAAAAACCAAAACCUGUAAUUGAAAAAGACUUGGAAACCAUUGAGCGUAAAUUAGAUCGCGUGCAAGAUGAAGUACAAACUAAAGUUGUACAUCUGGAGAAGUUUAAUGAGGAAUGGACAAAGAUUGAACGCAAAUUGGAAGGUGUCCGUGAAUGGAUUAAAAAGGAGAGUCCUGCAUUAGUAUCUCAGAUCCAGUCCGAGAAUAUAACGCCCGAAGAGCGAGUCGUAAAGUCGCAAUCUCUACAAAAAGUUAUUGCAGAAAAAAUGGACAUUAUUAAGAAUGUCGCGGAACAAGGAACCAAAUUGGCUGUAGAACACCGUGUCCAAGAUUCAAACAGGCUUAAAGGAGAAAUUGCGUUAUUAGAAAAAAUGAUGGCUGAUUUACAGAGGUCCACAGAACAACAGACAAAGGUUGUCGAGCAUGACCUUGCCAGUUGGCAGAAAUAUCAAAAGGGCGUCGCAGAAAUAAAACCGUGGAUUGAAGAGGCAGAAUUAAAGUUGGGUAGCUUCCCCAAACCAUCAACACUGCCUGAAGCUCAACAAUUGCAACAGCAGUCGAGAGCUCUGCUUACUGACUGCGAUAAACAGUUAAUGAAUUUACAAAUAUUGUCGAGUGUAAGUCACCAGUUGUCCGGCAAAACAAGUGCGCCUGAUGAAGUAGACGCUAUUCACUCUAGAUGGGCUAUUGUCCACGAUAUGGCUGACCAAUGGAAUAGCAAACUGGACAAAUUAGUUUCAAACUGGGAGAAUUUUGAAAAAGAAUCUGAAAAACUCGAGUCAUGGAUAGAGAACGGUGAAAAGCUUUUAAGCAGUCGUAACAUCAAUAUUGAAACACCCCAAGUUGAAAAACUCGAUCGUGAACUGAACAAAUUGAAAUCUUUUGGAAAUGAAAUUUCGCAGCAACAAGCCAAAAUCAUUACUCUUUCGCAGACUUGCGAUAAUAUUUGUCACAGUGUUCAACCAGAAGGUGCUAAUUUAUUGAAGAAUAAAGUAUCUGACAUUAAACAACGAACAAAUAACCUUGCUGAAACAGUAAGGGCACGAAUUAACGAGUUAUCAGAUAAAAUAAUUGUUAAGCAAGAGUUUUUGACUAAAUUACAUAACUUUGAUAACUGGAUAACUGACUUUAGAAGAAAAACUGAGAGUUAUGACCAAGUUGGUUCUGAUAAAGUAGAACCAACUUUACAAUCAAUGCAUGUAUUGCUCCAGGAGCAUGCUGCUAAAGCACCUGAAUUUACUGAGAUUUACAAUGAAGUUAAAAACAUGACUUUGGCAUCUCAUCCUGAAGAAACUCGUACUUUGAGUGACACCUACUCAAACAUCGCAGAUCAUUACCAAAUGAUUGAAAGCAACAUUCAACAAAACAAGAGUAUAUUACACAAAUGGUCAGAUUUAUUAAAUUGGUACGAGGACAAUAAACAACAGUUAAAUCAUAUUCAAUAUCAAAUUGAAGGUCCAAAACUGACACCUGAAAGCUAUGAAAUUUUACGUCAAGAACUUGUAAAUAUCGUAACCAAAAUACCAGAAUGGAAGAGUAAUGUAGCUCUAUUGGAUGGUCCUUCGAGAAUUAAAGUUACAGACCAAAAUACUGGAAGACUUAUAUCACCUACUAGUCUAGUUAAAGAAAUUGAAACUAAAGCAGAUGCCUUACUAAAUCAAGUUAUUUCUAAGAGAGAUUUAGUACAAAAAGUAGGAGCCAGAUGGGAUAAAUUUAAUGUGCAGCAUAAGGCCUUGUCGGAAGUUUUGCACGGUAUUCAAUCAUCAUUGAAUGAGAUGGCUCAAAAACCUGUGCCUUUAACCGACGAUACUAUACAGGCUAUGACUGAACAGUUAGAUCGUUUAGAUGCUGAAUUGAAAGAAAAACAAAGUGUGAGAAAAGAACUGCGAGAAGAAGGAUUGCAUCUUAUGCGAGAGGAUCAACCAAAUAUGGGCACAAUCCAAAAUGCUUUAUCGGCUGCUGAUAACAGUUGGGACCAAGUAGUGAACUGCGUCCGUGAUACUAAAAAUAAGUAUAUUUUACUCUCGUCUACAUUGCAAGAGCUGAAAAACUUUUCUGUUGCCUUUGAUAGAGAGAUAAACCGUGCAGAGCAACUAUAUAAUGAGUGUAAAGAAGCACCAAAUGAUUAUGUGCAAACUGCACAAUCUUUGGAGAAGGCCAAAAAAUCAUAUGAGGUGCUAAAGCGAUCUAAAGGACUAUUAGAUCAAAUGGACGUCAUUAAACAGUCAGUACUAAAACAAGCCUCAACUUUGGGAGGAUUUGACACAACACCACUAGAAGACGCUUUCCUUAAUUCACAAACACACUGGGAAAAAGUGAACGAUGCUGUAAUUAAAAGAAUUCAAGAUUUGGAAUCCCAACUUCUUGUUUGGCGACAAAUCGAUGAUGUUAAAAACCAAGUUAUUCAAUGGCUUAGUGAAACUGGUCAAAAUCUUGCCAACGCCUGUGAUAAUUUAGAAAUUAGAUUUGGCCAAAAUCAUUUAAUGAAAUAUAAGGAAGAAUUGCCUAUUUAUUUAGGUUUAAAAAAUAGUAUUAUGGCCAAAUGUGAACAGAUAACAAACUUAAAUAAGAGUAUACCAGUUUCACAGGUAUCUUCCAUUGUUGAGUACUUAGAUAAUGAGUUUGAAGCACUUAAAUCCCUAGCUGAAAAUUUGGAAAGUGCAGUUUCCUCUCUUGAAUCAAAAGAGAACAAAUUCAAAGACAGCAUUAAACGUUUGUCUGACAAAGUAAGUAAAGUCCGUGAUGACAUAAUUAAAUGCGAUGAUAUGUCUGGUGAUAAUAACAAAAUCUUAGAUCGCUUGAAAAAGUGUCAACUAUGUAAGGUGGAACUUCAAAACCUAAGUGAAGAGAUUGAUAACCUUUCACAAAAUGUCUCAGAGAUGAAUGCAAACUAUCCAGGAUUUUAUGAAUCACUUGUACCAAAAGAGCUAAGUAACCUCCAGAAAAGGUUCGAAAGCGUUUUGACACAUGCUAACAAAACAGAAACAACUCUUCUCACAUUCUUACAAAAAUCAUUUACUGACAAGCUCAGCAUGUUUAAUAGAAACUUAAAAAUAUUGGACGAUAAGACCAGGUGGUGUAUGCCUGAUGUGACUAGUGAUAAAUAUAAUCUGGAAGUAAAAAGUGCAGCACUUGCUGAUGUGGAAGUAGGUAUCGAAGAAUGUAAUAAAAAAAUGGUGGAAUUGAAAGAAGCAUGCGACACUUUACGUGUAGUCGCUGAACCAGCUAGUGCUCAAGAAGCUGCUUUACAAACAGAAAAAGCUCAGAAAAACUUGGACGUAUUACAUUCAAAUUAUGAAGAAAUUAACAAAAGAUUAAAGGACAAUAUCGAAGCUUGGCAAGAGUAUGAAACAUUGUUAGAGAAUGUUUCAGAUUGGCUUAAAGAAAAAGAGAAUCAAGUUCGACUAGAAGCGGCUAAUCUCAAUGAUUUGGGUGACCUUGAUAACAAAAUCACCCAGAUAGAAUCACUAAAUAAUGAGAUAAGAAACUAUGAAAGUGAAAUAAACAGACUGACUCAAAUUGGAGAUAAUGUCUUAUCUCAAAAUCCUGAUUCUCGUGUUUCCCAGUACAUAAACCAUCUUGUUAAUAGGUAUCAAGCAGUUGAGAAGUUUAUUGAUAAUCAUCUUAAGAGAUUAAAUGAUCUUAAGAAAAACAAAGAGAAAUAUGAGAAAUCCACUGCUGAAUUUAAAAAUUGGUUACAAGAUGCCAAUACUAAAAUAGCAGAUUUAGCAGUUAUGAGUAAGCAUUCCAAACCCUCGGUUGCUGACUUAGAGCAAAUUAAGAAACUGAAUGAAAAUAAGGAUGUGGGACAAAGGUUGCUUAACAGUGCCAUUGACUCUGGAGAGUCUUUGUUUAGUGGGAUAACACCAGAAGGCCGUGAAAAAAUUAGAAACGAUUUAAGAGCCUUGCGUGAUUUCUUUGAAGAUUCAGUUGAUUCACUGAACAAUGUUAUCAAAGACAUUGAAACUACUCUCAAUAAACGGUCAUCCUUUGAUGACACUUUUAAUCAAGUUCAGAAAUGGGUAGUUGAUAAAGAGAGUGAAUUGGGAGAGUUCAAAUUAUCACCAACAUUACCCGAUAAGAAAGCUCAGCUACAUGGAUAUAAAAUAUUACACCAAGAGGUAGACCUCCAUCAAUCAAUGCUUUCCCAACUUACUGAAAAAAUAAAAUUAAUGCCAGACGAAGAAGCUGAGAAGAGUUUAGGGAAAAUUAUUGAAAGAUAUUCUAAUAUGUCGAAAGAGAUUCAAAAUAGGAUAAAUUCAUACGAAAAAUACGUGUCAGAUCAUGAAAAAUACGUGCAAAUGUUCGAAGAAACACGAGACUCCAUCAACCAUAUUGUUGCUGAAAAUAGCAUGAUACAUUAUGGUGUUGUAUCACAAAAAGACGACAUUGAUGGUAAGAUUGCUGUAAUUGAGAAGGUGACAUCGAAGACACAGGAAUUAGAUAAGGCUUUAGAACAUCUUAAAAGUCAAUUACACAAAGUUUUGGAAACUACCAGUGCAAAUGGUCAUCCUGUCUUAAUUAGUGAGUUCGAACAAUUAAAAACGGUAUGGGAUCAAUUUGCAAAGCAAUGCAAGGAUCAAGAUAAAAAGCUUAAAGAUAUCUUAAAACAAUGGAAUGAAAGUCAGAAAACGCUUGAUGAACUGGAGGAGUGGCUAAAAGUUAAAGAAAAUCAAGUUCGAGAUCAAAGCUUAAAAAGUACGUUAGAAGCUAAAAUUGCUCACUUGCGGAGACUUAAGGAAAUACAAAAUGAAUUGAAAUCCAAGCAACCUGAUUUCGCAGCAUUAUCAGACACGCAAAAUGUUACUAGUGAAUCAGAAUUAACUAACAAAACAUCUAAGUUAGCAACCAGGUUCCACUCACUAAAUAACUUGGUAAAUGAAUUAAUUUCCAAGUAUGAAGUAUUUGUAUCAGAACAUCAAACAUUUGAAUCUGAAUAUAGUGAUAUGGAAAAUUGGUUAGUAGGCAUGCUUGGUGAAUUACAAGACUUAAAUGAAAUAGUAGGAGAUUAUGCAGUGUUACAAGAAAAACAAAACAAAGCUAAAGAACUAUACGAAACGAGAAAUAAGAAAACACCAGUCUUUGAAGAGUUCCUUAGUCUUGGUGAAAAGCUAUAUGCACACACAAGCCCCGAUGGCCGAGAAGUUAUUCGCCAAAAAAUACGAAAAAUUAGAUCAUUAUGGGACAGUUUCGGGGAUAGCUUCCAAGAAACGGUCAACAAGUUGGAUCAAUGUCUGCUCCAAUUCUCUGAUUUUUCACUAGCACAAGAACAAUUAACAAAGUGGCUGAAGGAUGUUGAGCGAGCUAUGCAAAAACAUACUGAGCUAAAGGCAUCUCUCGAAGAAAAGAAAGCCCAAUUACAAAAUCAUAAGAUAAUGCAUCAAGAAAUUAUGACUCAUCAACAAUUAGUGGAAUCUGUUUGUGACAAAGCACAACAGUUAGUUGACCAGACUCAUGACGCUUCCUUAAAUGUUUAUUUACAAUCUAUCAAACAGUUAUUCCAAAAUAUUGUUACGAAAUCGCAAAAUCUUCAAGAAAAUCUGGAAGAUUGCGUCAAAAGACACGAAGAUCUAUCACGUCUUAUACAGCAAUAUAAAGAAUGGAUAAAUGCCCAGUCAGAAAAGUUAUUAGACAUCGAAAAUGCGACAGGAGAAAAACCUGAAAUUGUAAGGAAGCUGCAGUCUGCAUUAUCUCUAAAAGAAAUAGAAAAAGUUGGCUCAAGUAAGCUUGAUGAAAUCCGCUCAGUAUUUGCUAUUGUAAGUAAGAGUACAUCCGAAGCUGGAAAUGCUGCGAUUAAGGCUGAAAUUGAUAAUUUACAAGAGCAAUUGCGAAGUGCAGUCGAAGGUAUUGAUGCCUCAGAACAGAAAUUAAAACAAACGUUGAAGGUUUGGAAUAAUUUUGAAACAUCGAUUGAAUCUAUCUCAGAAUGGCUGAAAGAUAUGGAAUCAAAGUGUCGUGAUCAAGCACUUUGCUCAACAUUACAAGAAAAAGAAGCACAAUUACAAAGAUACGUUGAUCUUCGUAAUGCUAUUUAUGCAAAAGAAAAAGAAAUUGAUAAUUUUGUCGAUGAAUCACACAGCCUUAUACAACUGAGCGGUGUGGAAAGACUAAAGCCACUUGUGACGCAAGUGAAUAGUCGGUACCAGCAACUACAUUUAAUCUCAAAGGAAAUAGUGACGCAUUGGUCCGAAUUAGUUGGAGACCAUAAAAAAUUCCUGCAAUUGCAAAACGAGUUUGACGUAUGGCUUAAACCUCUUGAGGAACAAUUAUCCCAAAUGGUAGCAAAAGAAGACAAACUCAGCAUAGAAAGUAAAGGAAACAAAUUGCAAGUGUUCUUGUUAGAAAAAGAUAAUGGCGAGCAUAAAAUAACUAUACUUACGACAGCGGGAGAUAAAGUUCUUCCAGAAACGGCAGCUACUGGAAGGGAAACUAUACGAGCAGAUAUAAGAGCUCUUAGAGAACGAUGGGAUAAGUUUAAUGACAGCAUUCUACAACAGCAAAGAGAAUAUGAAUCACAAACAUUACAGUGGUCUAGUUAUCAAGAUGUUCUUCAACAGACUUUGUCGUGGUUAGACGAAAAAGAAAAAAUUGUCGAUAACGAAGAGAAGGCUACCCUUAAUUCCGCCCAAGAAAUUAAGAGUAAAAUAUUAAAAAACAAAACAUUGCUUCAAGAAAUAUAUUCUCACAAAAGAGUUAUAGAGACAGUAACUGAUAAAGCUAAAACUGUAGCAGUGAGUAUUCAAUCAGCACAGGGAGAAAGUGAUCAAACUACGUCUAUUAUUCAAUCAAUAUGGGAUAGAUACAACACUCUCACUACUCGCCUUGCUGCCAUUAUAGACAAACAUGAAAGCUCUUAUGAAAUUUAUCAGCAAUGUACUGAUCAACAAAAAUCAUUGCAAGAUUAUCAGAAGAACUUGUGGGAUAGACUACAUCUUCUGUCAGAUUUCACGGGUAAUAAAGCUGCGCUACAAAGCAAAUUAGGUAAAUUGCAAGAACUUCUUGAUGCUAUACCAUCUGGAAAUAAUAAAAUAAAGAUAUUGUCAGAUUUAAUUGAAAGCAAUAGCGCCAAAUUGUCGCCGCGUGGAAAGGAUGGUAUGUUGCGAGAACUGGGAUUAAUUAAGGCUGAUUUAGAAAAGUUUACGACCACUGUUCAUGAUGUGAAACGUGGCAUUGAAGAGAAAAUACAACAAUGGAUUGACUUUGAUAGCGCUAAUGACCGCCUCCAGCACUGGUUAAGCGACACUGAAAUGAGUCUCAAAACUUAUACACCAAAGGCUACCCUGGAAGAAAAAAUAGACCAGCUUAAUAAAUAUCAGGAUUUGAGUAAAGCGAUUGAUAAUCGUGAAUCUGAUUUGAGUGCAGUCAUUAGUUUGGGAGAAGCAUUGGAUCAAGCAAUUUCAGCCAAUUUGAAAAAGGCAGAAAAUGAUGUAGACAAAUUAACAGACGAGUUCAGCGAUCUAAUCGAAAACUGUCAUGAUACUAGAAUUACUAUGAAUCUACAACAAAUGACAUCUCGGUUCCAAUCCGUUCAUUCUACAGCGAAGGAACUCGUUAAGAAAUGUCAGCAGGCAGUUAACGAUCAUAAUGCUUACCAAGAGAAAUACAAACAAUGCACUGAUUGGAUCCUAGCAGCUCAGCAUAAAUUUGAUGAAUGUCAGAAAGGCCUAUCUAAUACCCCGGAAGGUAUAAGUGCCAAACGUGAAAGUCUUAACGACCUAUUAAGUCAACGACGUAAUGCUACUCUACUGGUGAACAACACAUUUGAAUUAGGGGAAAAAUUGUACCCUUCAACCUCACCAGAUGGCAAAGAAAUAAUUGAACAGCAACUUCACGAUAUACAGCAAGCUGUAGAUAAUCUUUAUGAUAGUAUUACGAAAGCUGAACGAGAUUUGGAUUCUGAACUGAACAAGUGGUCUUCAUUUGAAGAUAAUCUGAAAACUGUACAAGAUUGGCUUGCUUUGGCCGAGAAAAAUCUUCCAAAAGAAAUUGAAUUGAAAGCUACGUUAGACGAAAAGAGGAACCAGUUGAAUGUGUACAGGGAUUAUUUACAAGAUGCAUUGUCUCACCAACAACAUAUAUCCGAACUGGAACUUCGAGCUCAAAAUCUGCCUGAUGUGACAGAAGAUAUAAAGAAAAACAUCAAUCAAUUGAAACAAAGACAAGAAACUGUUUUAGCAAGAGCUAAAUCAUUUGUUGAACAGUAUGAGGCUAUUGUUAAUAAUCAUCAGCAAUACACUAAAGCCGUAAUGGACUUACAAGAAUGGAUUGAAGCUACACACAAUACAGCUCAACUUUGGGGAGACGUCAAUUUGGAACGAGUUGCUUUAAGUAGCAAUUGUGAAAAGUUAAAAUCACUACAAAUGACACUUCCUGAAGAGAAAAACCGCAUUGAUAAAAUUCGUACGAUUGGAGAAAAGGUUCUACCUGGUACGAUAAGCAGCGGACAAACAAAUAUAAGAAAUCAAAUUGAUGCAUCCCAUCAGGAAUGGGAAGGAUUAGUAUCAUUUAUUAAUAAGACAAUUGAAUCCUUGGAAAAUAAGAUACAACAAUGGAAUGAAUAUGAAAACAUGAAAGAUCAGUGCUUAGCGUGGAUAAGAAAUACCGAUAACCAGAUUCAUGGUGUUGAUCUUAAGGCAACUUUACCUGAAAAGCAAGAACAGUAUAACAAAUUCCAAGAAUUGCAAGGUGAGGUGCGUGCAAAAGAACUUGAAAUUGAUAAUAUAACUGAAAGAGCGCAACACUUGUACACAGGCAUGUUAGGCCCACGUGGAUCUCAAAUAUCUGAUCUUACAGUUAAAUAUCAAACGCUGUGUCAAAAAGUCAAGGACCUCACAAACAGGUGGCAACAAUAUGUUAAGACGCACCAAGAAUUCUCCAGCAACGUGACUGAAUGUUCUCAAUGGAUAGAAGAAUUAAGGGAUAAGUUAGAUUUUUGCGCUGAUCUUAGCUCGUGUUCUCAAGACGAUCUGGAAACAAAAUUAGUAUUGAUACAAAACUUAUUACUUACAAAGGAUGAAGGUUUUACAAAGGUUCAAUCUUUAGUUGAAUUAGCUCAAAAUGUCAUGGCAAAUACCGCACCGACUGGACACGAAGCUAUCAAUAAUGCAUUAGUAGCUCUACAAGAACAAUGGUCUGCAUUAUUGUCACGAAUGAUUGAAACAAAGAAUUUAUUAGACGAUUCCGUAACAAAAUGGGCCGGAUUUUUGGAACAAAUUCAACUCGUUGAAAAGAGUAAUGCCUGGUUAGAAAAUAUGCUGGCAGAACUAACACCAUUUGAAGGGUCUAUGUCUGAUAAAAGAGCUCAACUUGAAAAACUGAAAGAAGUCGAAGAAAAAGCCCGGUGUGAUCGCUUAGAUGUGGACAGUCUUAAAGCUAAAGCGUCUGAAAUGUUAGCCAGUGGUCAACAAAAUCAAGUAGCGUCUAAAGCUCAAGAAACAUUAAAUAAAUUUGAUUCAUUAUACGAUAAAAUUAAAAAGUUGCUGGCUGAUCGCGAAGAACAAUAUAAAGAUCACAGACUGUACAAAGAAGCUCACGAUGAACUUAUUCAGUGGCUGGGUAGAGCAAGAGAAAAGGUGCCAUCGUUAAAAUCUAAACCUUUGAGUGACAAACUUGCCAUUGAAAAUUCUGUAGCACCACUUGACGCAUUAAUAAAUAAACAAGCCCAAGGAGAGCUUCUUCUAGAGCAUUUGCAACAUACUGGUGAAGUCGUUCUUGCUAGCACAUCGCCAGAUGGCCAAGUAGUUAUUAAAAAUGAAAUGAAAGCCUUGAAAGAAAGUUUCGACCAUCUAUUUAAUGAGAUCAAACAACAAAAGAGUCAAUUAGAGGAUAUUGUAAAUCAAUGGAGAGAGUACAAGGAUGAAUACGAGAGACUUUCAGAUUGGUUGCAACAAAAAGAAAUCCACAUUAAAAAUCACAAAGUUGCAUUACUGGGAACUGCAAAAGAAAAGGGUGGUCAAGUGAAUGAAGUUAAAGAAAUAGUUGAUCAGUUAAAUAAAGGUAAAUCAGAUAUUGAUAAUUUCAAUGCAUCGGCUGCUGGUUUACUUUCAUCGCAUUUGGACACAUACGUUAAUAAUCAGCUCAGGCAUUUGAAUUCUAGAUACCAAGUUCUAGUCAAUAUGGCCAAUGAUGUCUUAAAGAAAGUUGAAAACAAUUAUGAACAACACCAAGCUUAUGAUGAUAAUUACGCUAAAACAAAGAAAUGGAUUGAUGACGCCUGGGAAAUUACACGUAGUGGUAGCGAAGCUGGAAGUAAUAGCAGUAAAGAUGCGCUACAGAAACGCUUAGAACAAAUUGAAGAUCUACUGAAACGCCGUGAAGAAGGACAGAACUUGGUACAUGCUACAAUUAAUAGUGGUGAAAAAGUAUUGAGAAAUACCAGAUCAGAUGGAAAAGAUAAAAUCAACACAGAAAUCAAAGAACUACAAAACGAAUGGGACCGUCUUGUGAAGAAAAUGACGACCGCUAAAGUUCACCUGGAAACGGCACUCCUACAAUGGGCUGAUUACAGUUCUAGCUACUCCCAGUUACAGCAAUGGAUAUCCGAUAGAGAAGCAAAAUUGCAAGAGGUUUGUGAACAAAAAGUUGCCAAAUCAAAGAAGGGUCAAGAUCGCCUCGCGGGUCUCACGGCAGGCCUCAGCCUUGGCGAGAGAAAAGCCACCCUACGUCAAACAAACAAUAUUGUUCAGGAUAUCGUUUCGUUUGAGCCCAUGAUUCAGUCUGUUACAUCUAAGGCUUCAGAAUUAAUGCAACAAGCUCCCGCAUCCGAGAUUACCAGCAAAUACGAGAGCUUAUCGAAACAAGCUAAAGAUUUGUACGAAAAACAGAAAGAAACUGUGGAACAACAUCAAGCAUUCAUUGAUGCUGGUUCCGACUUUGUCCAAUGGAUAAGAGCUGCUAAGGAGAGGUUAGGAAAAUGUUCAGAUGCGACAGGUGACAAGGAGUCGUUAAGUAGUAAGAUAUCGCAGCUGAAAGUUCUGGAAAGUGAACUACCGGAGGGACAAGCGAAGUUACAGAAGGCAUUGGAGCAAGGGGAAAUAUCCUGUGGGCUUGCUGAUGAUGAGGAUAGAGAGGAUAUUGAAGAGGAAGUGGCUCUUAUGCAAGAGGAAUACGAUACUUAUGUUGAGCAGCUAAACAAUACUAAAGCCUUAAUCGAAGGUGGUAUCGUUAAAUGGACAGAAUACGAAGAGCAUUACAAGGAAGCCCUGGAAUGGUUGUCGAAGACUGAGAAACUAGUACAAUCCUUCAAUAAAUUGCAAAAUAACCUUGAGCAAAAGAAAAUUGUUCUUGAGGAAUUCCAAGGUCAUUUACAAACGCUGUUCGACUGGCAAGCCGAGCUGGACAAAUUGAACAUGCGCGCGCAGACUCUAUUAGAAACAUGCGCUGAUACAAGGAUCUCCAACGGCAUCACACAACUUACAACCAAGUACAACGCGCUGUUGUCGCUUGCCAAGGAAGUUAUGAAACGUUUGGAAUUGCACUACCAAGAACACCAACAACACAACGCUCUCUAUGGUGAAUGUCAAGAUUGGCUCGAUAGAACUCGGGAGAAGUUGAACCAAUGUGCCCAAAUACCAAACACUUUACAAGAGGUCAAUAACAAACUCAACACCGUGAAACUCCUGCGUCAAUCCCUAGAACAGGGACAAAAUAAACUGAGAUAUUUACUCGAAUUGAAAGAAAAGGUGAUCAUGAACACCGAACAGGCUGGCGCUGCAAAGAUUCAAGAGGACACGGAUAAUUUGAAACAAGAGUUUGAUAAGCUCAUUGCAGACUUGCAGGAUGUUCGCAAUAAGUUGACCAACAGAGCAGCUCAGUUUGACGAUAUUACAAAGGUGCAUAAAGUUCUAGUAGAAUGGUUGGAUGAUAUCGAUCAGAAGAUUCAAUCCGACGAUUCGCUCCUCAAUGACCUGUCAGAGAAGAAAGCUAAGUUGGAGAAAUUUAAAACAUUCAACAGGGAUAUCGAUUCCCACAAGGACUUGGUGAAUAAACUCAACGAGAAACUGCAAGAGGAUGCAUCAUUGAAAACUAAAGAUUUUGAAGACACUCUUCAACGCUACGAUGAUAUUAAGAAAACUGUCAACGAUAUGAUUGGUAAACUGGAGGACUAUGUCAACUCUCACAUUCAAUACAAAGAAUCUUACGAUAACUUCUAUGACUGGAUACGUAAUUGUAAGAUCGAAAUCCAACAAUGCGCUGAUUCGCACGGCGAGAAGGAAGAGGUGCAGAAGAAAUUGAAGAAAGUCAACAAAAUCAUCAAUUCUCUGCCCAAAGGCAAAGCUCUGUUAGAAAAGGCUGUUUCGCUCAGUGAGGCUGUACUAGAAACUACAGGAAACGAAGGCAAGGACAAUAUCAAUCAAGAAAUUAAGCAGUUGAAGAUCGAAUGGGAGAACUUGCAACAGAUCUGCAAAGACACAAAGAAAUUACUAGAAAAAUGUAUUUCUGCCUGGUCAGACUUCUUAGAAACUUCCGAAAAGAUGACCAAAUGGGUGAAAGAAUUUGAUGGCAAAUUGAGUACAGUGCAAAAGGUCGACAAAAUCACACCGGAAUACCUUGAAAAGUGUCGCGAUUUACUGGCUCAGGCGUUAGCUAAUAAACACGUUCUAGAAGAACUCAACGAUAGAUGUGAAAAUCUUAUGGAGCUCAGCGCUUGCGCUUGGGUUCGCGAUAAAACUGUUAACCUACAGACUGAGUACACGUCUCUCUUGACGAAGAUACAAGGUCUUGUAUCUAACGGUGAAAAGAACCUAUCUGACCAUACUGAGUUCAUUAAGGCUAAAGAAGACUUACAGCAAUGGUUGGAGACUGCCCACGGUACAGUCCAUGAUUCAAUAGGCGUAGGUGAUAUCGAAACAACUAAAGAUAAACUCGAUACUGUCAAACUUGUCAGUAACAGAAUGACUGAAGGGCAUCACUUAUUAGUUGUUUUACAAGAAGCAUUCAAAAAGGCUCUAAACAACACACCACCUGAAGAACAAGACGCCUUAAGAAACGACGUUAAAGUCUUACAAGAAAGCUGGGAUCAACUCAAGAUCGAUUUGAAUUCAAUAACAGCACAACUGAAAGCAGCCAUUUGCAAGUGGGAAGACUUCGAAGAUUCUAAGAACAAGAUGAACCAAUGGAUUAAAGAUACCGAACAAAAUCUUGACAAAGUUCCCCCAACCGGUGGUGAAUUAGGGGAAAUGAAAACGCUUCUAGAGAAAUAUAAACAUAUUGAAGAAGAGAUAGAUAACAAGAUGCCUGAACUAGAUCGCAUUAGAUGCGAAGCCAAUCAAUUAAGCAGUUGGGCAAGAAAGCCGGCAGUCAAAGAGGCUGUCGUUGAAAUCGAACAGAAAUGCAAUGCAUUGAGAGCGAAGUGCGCUGCUAAGAAAGCGGAAUUGGAAUCUGAAAUUAAAGAUUACAAUCACUACCAUCAAUCCCUACAAGAUACUGAGAAAUGGCUGCUGCAAAUUUCCUUCCAGCUUAUGGCACACAAUUCUCUUUACAUCUCAAACAGAGAGCAAACAGAAGAGCAAUUGGCUCAACACGCAGUAUUACUGGAUGAUAUUCAGAAGUAUCAAUCGACUCUUGAUGAUCUAGAAGCUAAAGGCCGAGCUCAAAUAGAAAGAUAUGAAGCUACAACGCCUUCAAUAAGAGACACGGUUGGAAAACAGCUAAAGAACGUGAAUGAUAGUCACAAGAGCUUAUUGGCCACUGCUCUACAGAUUGAACGUAGAUUAAGAGAGGGGUUGGCGAAAUUCAAGGAAUACGAAGACACUUUGGAGAGCAUUUUGAAUAACUUGGACGAAUGCGAACCGGCGAUUACAGAGCUGGAUGUGCCUGUCGAUGGACUGGCGCAUGGACGUGACUUACUGGAGAAGGCUAGAGGCCUUCACAACCGUCUCCAAACCGAGAAGAGCCGGCUGUCAGCGGCCGUAGCGGCGUGCUCAGCGGCCGCAGCAUCCGUGUCCCGCCCCUCCUCCCCCGCGGACACCGCUCCCCUCCCUAUCCCCCCGCGGGAGCUGCACGUGAGGGCGAGACUUGAAGACCUGAUAGACCAGAAACAUGUAAGUGAAGUGGGUAGCGCCCGCGUCGACGCUUUGCUAAAGAAUGUCGAAGCACCCGAGUUCACGGAGAAAAUGCAACUGUUGGAUAGCAGGGUACAAAGUCAUCUAGAGACACUAAGAGAGGCGGUUCAAGGAAUGGAAGAAGCAAUGAAACAAGUGUCAGAGAUCCAAGAUUGGAUCAAUGUUAAUAAAGCCUUGGCUAACGAUUGGCUAUCGAAUCCAUCUAAACUACGCCCUGAUGCUGCUAAGCAAGACAUGGCUGCAAUGAAUGAUGCUCUAGCUUCGUUGGCUGAGAAGAGAAACAGAUUAUUAACUGAAAUACCAACUGAAGGUCUGGAAGAUGAAAUUAACCUAGAAGAAGAGUUGGAUGAAUUAGAACAAGCUAUUCUUAAAGCCAUCGAAAGAGAAAAGGGUAACCAAGGAGUCAUUGACGAUUUCCGUCACAAAUGCCAAGAAAUUCACGAUUGGUUUGACGCAGUACUCAAGAAAAUGUGCUUGGCUGAUAAGGGAUCGGGUUUGCCCUGUCCUCAGAAACUUAAUGCUCUCAAAGAAUUGUCAGCAGAGUUUGGACAAGCUGGAAAAGACAAAGUGGACAACAUAAAGUCUAUUGGGUCCAAAGUUAUCAACAUCGUCAGUAAUCUGGAGUCACAGCAGGUUGAGGAACAGAUCAAGUCAGUUGAGAGAAGAUACAAUGACAUCGGUAAGCGCAUACAACGGAAACUACAAAUGCUUGAAAUAACAUACAAAGCCAUUGAUGGUACGAAGAGCGAAGUUGCUGCUCAAAACGAAUGGAUGCAGAAGGAAAUCGAUAACAUUCAGCAUCCUGAGCCACUCGGAUAUGAUAGCAAAUCAGUUAAGGAACGCCAAAAGAAAAUGGCCAACCUCCUGAAAGAAACCGACAGCAAGAAAACAGCUAUUGACUCUCUAGAGAAGAAGGUCAGUAAUAUUCAGGCUGAAUUAGAACCAUCCGAGCAAAUGCAACUUGAGGCUGAAUUAUCUGAACUGUCAUCUAAACAGAAACAACUGGCAACACUGGUCAAACAAGAAAUUGAAAGAUUAGUUGGCUGCAAUGAAGUCAGGAAGAAGCUCGAAAAUGACAUGGAGAAAGCUAAAAACUGGCUUAAAGCUAAGCUGGCAGAAAUCAAAAAGCUCGGUGGUCCAGUGCCACUAGAAGCUGCAAAGGUGGAAAAAGAAAUAGCUAUCCACAAAAAACAUCAAACAGACUUAAAUGAUUUCCAAAAUGAUACUCUCAACGAAGUUAUUCGACAAGGCAAUGCUGUGUCUAAAGACUGCUCAAACGAGAAUCGUGCUAAGCUCCAAGCUCUUUUAGAAGACUUGAGUAAAAUGUACACAACAGCUAAAGUGGACAUCGAUGAGAAACUUGCUGCAUUGAACAAGUUAUUACAAAUUAGAAAUGAAUUUGAGACGGAUGUCGCGAAAUGCCAGAGCUGGUUGAAUGAAGCUGAAGUGGCAGCUACACCAGAGCUUAGAACAACCAGUCUCCAACUUUUAGAAGAACAGUUGGCUAAGUUUGAGAAGCUAAGUAAGGAAGCUGAAGAUGUCGAAAAGAAUAUAAACAAAAUUAAGGAUAAAUCGAAAGACAUCAUGGACUCUCUGUCGGAUUCAAACAAAUUACAACUUAAGGAACAAGUCAAUGUUCUCUCAGAUAGAUUCGCAAGAAUCAAUGCCAUGAUUCACGACAAGAAGAAUAUUCUACUCAAGCAUAUUAAGGAAUACAAAGACGCUGCAGCUAAGAUAGCUGCUGCGCUGGAAUUCCUUAAUGAGAUUCAAAACAAACUAAAGGCUUUGAACAAGCCUAUUGGCAGUAAAGUAGAAGAUGUGCAACCGAUUAUACAAGCUUACGAAUCCAUCCUCGAAGACUUGAAGAAGAACAAAGCAAUGCUCAAUGAACUACAAGGAGGUAAUCUGCAUGACUUACAAGACAUACUCACAAAACAAGAUGACUUGAUGAGUACCAUUGAAGAUCAAAUAUCAAAACUGAAACAACUGCUGCUGUUACGCGAACAAUUCUUCGCGCUCGUUAAAGAAAUUGAAGAAUUUAUCACCAAAUACACAGAACUCACAUCCGAUAUUGAGAAAUCUAAUGAUUCGUUGGAAGACAAAAUCAAGCGGUAUGAUGAUAUCAUCGUCAAGAUCCAAGGAUGUGAAGCUUUACUGGCGACUGCAACUGAUAAAGGACAGCAAAUAGCUGCUGAAGGCACCGUGAUCGAUAGGAAUAAUAUAACAGAAUUGUUGCAAUCCCUGAAACAGCAAUUGCUGACAUUAAGACGCACUGUUGAGUCAAAGAGGCAGGAACACGAACGUGCUGCGGCAGAGCACAAGAAACUCGCAGCGGAUCUUUCUGAAAUAUUACAGUGGCUCCACGACAAUGAGGCCAUUGUACAUUCUCGCCCACUCCUGAACAGAGAUGUCGCGAGCGUCGAUAAGAAACUCGUGGAACACGCUGCACUGGCGAAGAAUGUCCAGUCACAUUUGGACAAACUAACAAGCAUCACAGAUGCCGUCAAGAACGACGACGGCGUUCCUGGAACGUUGCUCGAAAUGAUUUCAGAUGGAAACUCGCUGAAAACUUCCCUUCCAGCCGAAUUGGCGAACAGAGAGAAACAUUUGCAGGACAACAAGAAAUACAGACAGCAGUAUCUCCAAAUGGUCGAGAAAUUGAACAUUUGGGUGAACGAAGCGGCCAUACGUCUCGGCAUGGGCAAGAACGGCACGGACUUUGAGAAUAUCGAAGCUGAUUUGGAGGAACACAAGUCAUUCUUUAACACGUCUGAGCCAGAGAUGAAGGAUCUGGUCGGAAAGCGUAUGCAGGACAUUGUGGACAAAAUAUGGCCGUCGCUGACGCCAUCUGAGCAGGAGGAACUAUCUAAGGAACACCAGAAGAACACGCAGCUUCUGAAGAACACGCUCAAUUCGGCGAAGUCGCGUCAAGCGCAGCUGGAACAAGACCUGGAGAUCUGGAAGGACUUCUGCCAGCUAGUCGAGAAGAUAAAGGCGAUACUGGAUAAGAACGAGAUACCAGAAGAAGCUGUCACGAGUGUGGACGCGCUUCGGCUGCACCUGGAAAAGCUGAAUCAUGCCAAGAACGAUUUAGAGAACCAGCAGCCGCUCCUCGACGUGGUCCGGGAGCGGGCCCGCGAGCUGGCCAGCGGAGCCGACGCGGCGAGCGGCGAGCGCGUCGAGCAGCGCACCGCCGAGCUCGCGGAGCGCUGGGGCGUCGCGUGCGAAGGUCUAGCCAAACGCGCGGCCACAGCGGACAGCCAGCUGCACCGCUGGAGCCAACUGCUGGACGCGCAGCGCGGCCUGUCCGCCGCCAUCACCGCGGCGACCGACCGCCUGCGCCAGCUGGACGCCAGCCCCAGCACCAGGAGGCGGGCCGUCGACACCAGGCAUGCGCUGCAGGAACUGCAGGCCGAAGUGUCCAGCCUCGAAGAGAGCCGGGACGACCUGGUGGAGCACGCGGAUUUCGUCGUGUCCCUUCUCACGCCGCACUCGCAGCAGCUCGCCUCGGACACGAGGAGCGGAGUCGACGAUCUGCUGCAGGCCUAUGAGAAAUUGCGACAGACUCUUGCGGCGAGACUCGCAGAGAUUGACGAAAUCGUUUCCGAAUUCGAUCGCGUGUCAGAGAAUAUAGAGAAACUCAGACAACAGAUCGAAGUAUACAUCGCUAAAGUUGGGACCUUCUACGUCUACGGAGAGGACGACGCGGACGGUGUGCGUGAUUUGGCCAAACAAGUUUCAGACCUAGUCGAUAAAACUAAGACGUUCACGGAAGAUAGUCGAAAGAGAUACGGGGGUUCGGCGCCGGCUGACGUCGCCCAGGAAUUGUCGGCUUUAGAAUUAUCCGCAGAAGCGUUAGCCGCCGCCAUGGAGGAGAAGGAAAGGGAAUGGAAACGCGCGCGGACAUCGCGUACCGAAUACACAACGGACGUUGAGAGCGUGCAGGCGUGGGUCCGCGCCGCCGAGCUCACAGCCAGGGAGCGCACGCAGCCUCCAGAACCUUACAAAGAACGCCUCGUGGCGACCAGAUCUGAAAUUCCAAGUAUCGCAGACCGUGUAGAGCGAUUGACGCGCAAUGCGCGCGCUAUCGUCGAAGGAAGCAGGGAUGCCGGAGAACGACAGUUGAUACAAUCGACGGUCACAGCAUUAUCGGAACAGUUCAGCGCCGUGUGCAGCGAACUCGAGGCGCGCCAAGCGGCCGUGGAGGACGCUUGCGAUGCGGUGGCCCGGUUCCUAGCUUUGCUGGAGAAGGUCCUACUUUGGGUGGAAACACAGCGUGCUUUCCUAGCGCGGCCGCUACCUUUGGCCGACUUGCAGGAGGCGCAGCAAAAACAGACUGAAUAUGGGAAUGCCCUUAAGAGUUGCAAGCAACAGGCUAAGAAUUUAGCAGAUAUGGCCAAAGAAAUCGAAGCGAUCGAACGCGUCACAAGUCCAGGAGAUUUACCUUCGAGACUGGAGGCGGCCGAGAAUGCGACAGUCGAUGUAGAAAAGAAAUUGGCUAAGACUAACGGUCUCUUACAAGAAUUAGCAGAAGAAUGGGAGAGAUGUGAGAAGAAACUAAAGGAUGUCGGUCAUUGGAUCGAGGCCACUACGCGAACUUUAGAAGCUCCGCAAACUGUGAAAAAGCCUCUCAGAGACAGGCUCGCUCACAGGGAGAAACUCAUCAAUGACAUAUCGACGCAAAAGACGAAAAUUACAUAUGCCGUCGAGAAACUCAACGUGCACUUCGGGCCGGAGGGCGUGGCGGCGCAGAGCCGCUCGCCCGCGGGCGUGCAGGCGGCGGCGCGCGCGCUGGCCGCGGCGCUGGACGCGCUGGGCGCGCGCACGGCGGCGCAGGCGCAGCAGCUGGGCGCCGCGCUGGCGCAGGUGGAGGCCUACUGCGCCGACAUCGUGCGCCUGCGCGCGCAGCUGCUGGACGCCGAGCAGCGUCUGCGCCACGCGGCGCAGCCCAACUACAGCCCCCGCGACCCCGACACCAAGCUGAGACACCAACAGGAAUGUCGAGACAAAGUAAAAUCGCUCCAAAGUAAAAUUCAAGCGAGAAACGAACGCAUCAAGCUGAUAGUGCAGCGCGGCGGGCCGGACGCAGACCCGCUCGGGGACGCUUAGACGCGCCCGCCAAUUUUAGCUUUAAGUCGAUUUCUAGUGACAUAUUCCUAUAAUUAUAAUUGUAAAUUCAUAUACCGAUUGAAUGCGAAAUAUAAACGAUCGAUAUCGCA
This is a messenger RNA of Zerene cesonia (dogface butterfly), 21352 nucleotides long. It is a transcript of the gene Msp300, whose product is annotated as nesprin-1. Gene Ontology annotation, molecular function: actin filament binding. The record is from RefSeq and is a predicted model, not a curated record. Gene Ontology annotation, biological process: nuclear migration. The transcript has 29 exons. Gene Ontology annotation, cellular component: meiotic nuclear membrane microtubule tethering complex; cytoplasm; nuclear outer membrane. Bases 189 to 21242 code for a protein of 7017 amino acids. NCBI's taxonomy places the organism in Eukaryota, Metazoa, Arthropoda, Insecta, Lepidoptera, Pieridae.